Messenger RNA from Fusarium venenatum, 1857 nucleotides. RefSeq lists its product as uncharacterized. The record is from RefSeq and is a predicted model, not a curated record. Gene Ontology annotation, cellular component: cytosol; mitochondrion. Gene Ontology annotation, biological process: pyruvate metabolic process; malate metabolic process. Gene Ontology annotation, molecular function: NAD binding; malate dehydrogenase (decarboxylating) (NAD+) activity. Lineage: Eukaryota; Fungi; Ascomycota; Sordariomycetes; Hypocreales; Nectriaceae.
AUGCGAUAUCUCACCAGCAGCUAUGCCACCCAGGCUGGGAAAUCGCAAUUUACCACAACUAAAAACAAGUCCAAUUCCAAAUAUGAGAAUCUCCCCCUCAGCACCAGCGGUCCUAUCAACUGUGCCCUGAGCGGGACAUCGCUCUUGAAUACGCCUUACCUCAAUAAAGGAUCGGCCUUUCCUCCAGACGAGCGCCGGGCCUUCAAUCUCACAGGCUUACUGCCUCAAGGUGUUCAGACACUUGAACAACAGUGCAAACGUGCCUAUGAGCAGUAUUCGUCUAGACCUGACGACUUGGCCAAGAACACAUUCUUAACUUCACUGAAGGAUCAAAAUGAGCUGCUCCAGACUCAUCUCGAUGAGAUGAUGAGUAUAGUCUAUACACCGACAGAAGGCGAUGCUAUUCAGAACUACUCCCGACUCUUUCGACGUCCAGAAGGUUGCUAUCUCAACAUUCAAGACCCAGACCAUGUAGAGCACAACCUUGCACAAUGGGGUAACCCCGAAGAUAUCGACUACAUUGUGGUAUCUGAUGGAGAAGAAAUUCUCGGCAUUGGUGAUCAAGGUGUCGGCGGCAUCCUCAUCUCUGUCGCCAAGCUGGUACUUACGACACUCUGCGCAGGUGUCCACCCCAACAGGACAUUUCCGGUAGUCUUGGACUGUGGCACGGACAACAAGGAGCUUCUUGACGAUGAAUUAUAUCUGGGUUUGAAGGAGAAGCGUGUCCGCGGUGAAGAGUAUGCCGAAUUUGUGGACAAGUUCGUCCAGUCUGCCAGGAAGCUUUACCCAAAUGCGUAUAUCCACUUUGAGGACUUUGGCCUGGGCAACGCGAGGAAAAUACUUGAGCGUUAUCGUCCAGACUUUGCUUGCUUCAACGACGAUGUCCAAGGAACAGGAUGCGUGACUCUGGCUGCCAUCAUGUCUGGUCUUCACGCCAGCGACCAAAAGCUCAAGGACCUGCGCAUGGUGGUUUUUGGAUCCGGAAGUGCCGGUCUCGGUAUUGCGGACCAAGUUCGAGAUGCUAUAGCGACGGAGGGAAACAUGAGCCACGAAGACGCCGCAAAGCAGAUUUGGUUGAUUGACAAGUCUGGGCUUCUCACCUCCGAGACUAAAGACGUCACUGAGUCACAGAAGAUGUAUGUCAAAGAUGUUUCCGAGCGGAAAGACAACGAUACCGACCUGCUCUCCGUCGUCAAAGGUGUUCGUCCAAAUGUCCUCAUCGGUACAUCUACCAAGGCUGGUGCUUUUACCGAGGAUGUAAUUCGUGCCAUGGCCGAGCACCACGAGCGUCCUAUUGUCCUCCCUCUAUCCAACCCAACCCGCCUUCAUGAGGCUAAGCCCGAGGACAUUUUGAAUUGGACCGAUGGAAAGGCCCUCGUGGCCACUGGCUCACCCUUCCCAGCCGUCAAGGGUCCCUGGGGCAAGAAUGGUGAAGAGAUCACCAUCAACGUGGGCGAGUGUAACAACUCGGUCGUCUUCCCUGGCAUUGGGCUUGGAUGCAUUCUAUCCCGCGCCAAGCACCUUACAGAUCGCAUGCUCGUCGCAGCUGUGGAAGGUGUUUCCUCUCUGAGUCCUGUUCUUAAAGACCCAACGGCUCCUCUCCUACCAGACGUGGGUUCUGUGAGGGAUGUAAGUGUUCGCAUCGCCCGCAACGUGAUACAAGCAGCUGUCAAGGAUGGUGAGGCUACACAAGAAGGCAUCCCUGAGGACGAGGAUGAUCUGGAAGAGUGGAUCAGGGAACAGAUGUGGGAUCCCGAGUACCGUCCCUUGAAACAAGUUGAUUUAGAGAGUGCUACAAGAGAGGCCAGAGGCGAACUAAAGAAGGCCGGAACGGUACAUCGAACUGGUCACACAUGA